CCACGUCACGAACCAUCUGAGCCCACAUCUUCUCUUCAAAUUAAUUGUGCAUCACUGCUCCAAUGACCCGCCUAUAAACCUUUUCUGACUCACCUCCCCCUUGAACCUUCUGUCCUGUUGAGAGUUAAAAAACUUCAAAAAGUCCAAAUCACUCGGAGAAAGAUAUAUUCAUUUUUCUCUGCAUCCUCAUUUCCUCUCUCUCUCUUCCUCGUCCCUACGGCGCACGUUAGCCAUGGACUUAAUGCGUCACUCCUCCGCCUUCCUCCUCCCUUCGAUUCCCGACGACGGUCCCCCUCCUACUUACGCCCUCGUCGUCCUCAACCAACGCCUUCCUCGCUUUACUCCUCUCGUAUGGAAGCACGCACAACUGCGGCUCUGUGCGGAUGGAGGAGCGAAUCGUCUGUAUGAUGAAAUGCCUGGGCUCUUGGCUGAUGAAGAUGGAAAUGAUGUCAGAAACAGGUACAAGCCCGAUGCAGUAAAAGGAGACAUGGAUUCAGUCAGAACUGAAGUAUUGGAAUUUUAUUCAAACUUGGGAACCAAGAUUGUAGAUGAAUCUCAUGAUCAGGACACCACAGAUCUGCAUAAGUGUAUAGCAUUUAUUCGGGACUUCACACCAGACCUGGACAAGUCCAAUCUAUGCAUACUUGUUGCUGGAGCACUUGGAGGAAGGUUUGACCACGAGGUUGGAAACAUAAAUGUUCUUUACCGUUUCUCAACCAUGCGAAUAAUCCUUUUGUCUGAUGAUUGCCUCAUCCACCUUCUUCCAAGGACUCACCAUCACGAGAUCCAUAUCCAGUCUUCUGUAGAGGGCCCACAUUGUGGGCUUGUCCCCAUUGGCACACCUUCUGGCAGCACUACAACCACAGGGCUCCAAUGGGAUCUCAAUGACACGGAGAUGAAAUUUGGUGGAUUGGUAAGUACAUCAAACAUUGUGAAAGGAGACAAGAUAACAGUGCAAUCAGAUUCAGAUCUUCUUUGGACGAUAUCGAUUAAAAAGGUGUGAAGGAUACUGCUCUUUGGAUGCCUUUAAUCUGGAUCUAGAUGACGAAGUCUUCCCUGUCGGGGUGAAGCUGCAUAUAUAGUUGUUUUCAUGCCACUAUUGGUCCCAUAUUUUUUCUCAUAGUUAUAUUAGAUGUUUUUAGCUUCUUCUGUACAAUAUUUACUUUCCAUUCAAUUGUAUGUAGUUAAUUCUGUUUCAAUUCCCAAGAGGAACUAGAAAUCUUCCUAUUCUUUUUUA
This is a messenger RNA of Vitis riparia (riverbank grape), 1237 nucleotides long. RefSeq names its product thiamine pyrophosphokinase 1. Lineage: Eukaryota; Viridiplantae; Streptophyta; Magnoliopsida; Vitales; Vitaceae. Gene Ontology annotation, molecular function: ATP binding; thiamine diphosphokinase activity; thiamine binding. The record is from RefSeq and is a predicted model, not a curated record. The coding region runs from base 233 to 1003 and encodes 256 amino acids. The transcript has 6 exons. Gene Ontology annotation, biological process: thiamine diphosphate biosynthetic process; thiamine metabolic process.